Molecule: messenger RNA, 846 nt
Organism: Colletotrichum higginsianum IMI 349063
Lineage: Eukaryota; Fungi; Ascomycota; Sordariomycetes; Glomerellales; Glomerellaceae
Product: Allergen asp f4-like protein
Exons: 1
Coding region: 1-846 (281 amino acids)
Cellular component (GO): extracellular region
Molecular function (GO): IgE binding
Source: RefSeq, a predicted model, not a curated record
AUGCAGCUCACCAACGCUCUCGUCGUCCUCUCGGCCGCCCUCACCGGCGUGUCCGCCCACCCUUCCGCCCACGGCCACCAGCGCUUCCACGAGCGCCGCUCCGUCGACGCCGUUGAGGAGCGCGACAUCACCUUCAUCAAGAACAAGGCCCCCGAGGCGACGCCGACCUCGGCCACGCCGUCCGCGACCCCCUCCGCCUCCAACGCGCCCACCGGCGAGUACGUCCCCUUCUGCAACGGCAAGAAGACGAGCAAGCGCGCGACCCUCGCCCAGAUCGCCUACUCGGGCAACACGGGCACCGAGGACGACUGGGGCUGCAACAUGCAGAUCAUCGACGAGUCCAUCAAGUCCCUCUACAACUACACCACCACCUUCACUGCCAGCGACAGCGACUACACCUGCUCGUGCUUCAACAAGAUUGGCCCCAAGGGCCUCAUCGACGGCUGCUGGUUCGCCGCCGUGACCUUCACCGUCAAGGAGGGCCAGUCCAAGCACCUUGCCUUUGACACUGACUCCCAGGGCUCCUGCGCCUGCGGGCCCGGCAAGGAGGUGCCCAAGACCUUCAUCGGCCAGUUCGCCGGCACCUGGCUCGAGUUCGACUGGGGCUCCGUCGCCAACGGCGGUAACUCCGGUGCCGACGCCUCUGUCCUCGUCGCCGGCGCCCAGAGCCUGCCCUACUACGGCAUGAAGGUCGUCGCCAACGGCAAGACCUGCUCUUGGGUCAAGUCCGACGGCUCCAACGAGGAGGCCUACAUGCCCGGCAUGGAGGCCGCUGACGGCGUCGGCUGCAAGGGCUACUACACCGGCCACCUCGACGUCACCCUCGGCGACAAGUUCUCUACCUAA